AUUUCGGAGCAACUCUGAUUUUUUGAGCAAUUUUUUGGGAAAUCAUGAACAACUUUUUGGAGCAAUUUGUGGACARCCCUACCCCUAAGUACUAUUAGGGAAGCGAGCGUUGCGUGAUGACACUAAUAGCGGCUGCGUGGACUAGUUAAAAAAUUUAAAUUUUCAGAAGAUGGUAGAUGCAAAUAACGAGUGGGCCAAAGCUAUUGCUUCUACUGCUGAGACAAAUUCCGUCUUUCGUGCCGAAAAGAAAGACAUUCAAGAAUGGUUUGAUUCCAGAGCUCAAGGCUACGAUGAGAGAGUCAAAUUCCUUGGUUACCUUUCUCCUAAAAAUGGUGCAAAGAAGCUCAUAGAGUUCCUUGAGCAGCUCAAGUUUGGGACAGACUGUAGGAUACUUGAUGUUGGGUCUGGCACUGGAUUGGUAGGUGAAGAGCUCAAAAGGUUGAACUACACUAAUCUUGAUGCUCUGGAGCCAUCAGAGAAGAGCAAUGAUGUAGCCAGAGCCAAAGGGCUUUAUAAUAAUAUAUUUGUUGAGAUUCUUGGCUCAGAUAAACAGCUUUCCAUUCAAUCCAAUACCUAUGAUGCAGUCGUAAGCAUAGGAGUAUUUUCAAAAGGGAUUGUGAAAGCAGAAGGAGCGAUGGAUGAAAUGGUGCGAGUGGUCAAGCCUGGUGGAUUGAUUUGCUUCUCAAUACGAGAAGAUGUAAUGUUCGACAAGGAAUAUGGCCAUGAGGCUAAGAUGGCAGAACUGAGUGACAACAAAGCCUGGAAACUCCUAUCUAAAACCAAGGAGCCCUAUAUACCUGGUUACAAAGAAUGUUAUAUGUUUGUAUACCAAGUCUUGUGAGAACAACAAGAAAUACAACAUUCAACUAGAUACACCUCUUUUUUAGCAUCUUAAUUUGAAUUGUAAUUAUAGACACCCCCUUCCCCCUCCCCAAAGUGCCACUACGCAGGCUAAUAAUUAUAGAUGUCUGUCUUACUUUUGAACCUGCACCAAAUAGCUUUAAGCUACCAGCAGAUAAACAAUGCAAGUGUAAUAAUUCAAAUCAAUCAAAGUCAAACAUUCCCUCUGAAACAAGCCUUGGGCUUCCUGUGGUGUAGCUGGGUACUUUGUAAAUCAAGUCUUGUAAGAAGAGAUGAUUUCAUUCAAUAAGACAAGGAUAUUUGGUGUCAUCAAGGUAAGACACACAUACACUCAGAUAUAUUGACAAUUUUCAAAUAAUCUGGAAAAACAAAAUUUCUGGGGUGAAGAUAGCCAUGCCACGUACCCCUGACUUUUUUUUAGUUUAUCUGACUAUACAAGAGCUCUAAAUAAACACCCAUGAAUCUUAAAGUCA
Actinia tenebrosa (Australian red waratah sea anemone) is the source of this 1334-nucleotide messenger RNA. RefSeq names its product methyltransferase-like protein 27. NCBI's taxonomy places the organism in Eukaryota, Metazoa, Cnidaria, Anthozoa, Actiniaria, Actiniidae. The record is from RefSeq and is a predicted model, not a curated record. Gene Ontology annotation, molecular function: S-adenosylmethionine-dependent methyltransferase activity.